AAUCUUCGUAACUUUCUCCCCCAAUUUUUCUUGUGCCUCGAUACUAUCUAAUCUCAGUUUUCAAUUACUGUAUCAUUAUAAAAUCCACAGCCUUGAUUAACGUAUUGUUGUCAAUUCCAAGCUCCAUAAUAAAAUCCUCUGCUCCUGGUCCCCUGAAUUUAUGUUUCUGGGCUCAAAUCUCUAAAUAAAUACAGCUAAAAAACAGAGCUAUGCUUCGGUUUUUCAGUUAUUUCAGUUUCCUCUCCUUCUCCUUCAUUUGCCUUUCCCGCCCUUCCUUUCCCACCAGAUUUAUACCGGACUCCAUAACCGGCAUAACCACCGAUACCCACAACGUCACCGAUGCUCACAACGUCACCUGGCAUGAUUUCGGUCGCUUCUUAGAUGUCGGGAGGGGAAGUGAGGUCAGUGGCAUGUCGGAGCUCAAGAAAUACUUGUGUCGUUUCGGGUAUCUCCCCAGCACCAACAAUUUCACCGAUGUCUUUGAUAAAGAGUUAGAAUCUGCAGUUAGAGCCUAUCAAUCCAGUCUGGGUUUAUCUGUGACUGGGAAGCUUGACUCUGAUACCAUCUCAACGAUCAUGUCACCUAGGUGCGGUCUUAGAGACACAGCCCAUAAUACAACCGAUAAAUUGCACGUAACCCGACAUUUUGCGUACUUUUACGGGAAGCCCAGGUGGGUAAAGGAAUCACCGAUGACCCUGACCUAUGCCUUUUCAGCUAAUAACAUGAUCGAUUACAUAAGUUUAGAGGAAAUAAAGAGAGUUUUUAAGCACGCUUUUGCGAGAUGGGCAUCAGUGAUUCCAGUGAGCUUCAUGGAAGUGGAAUAUUACCAAUCAGCCAAUAUUCGAAUUGGGUGGUACCAUCGAGAUCACGGGGACGGAGAGCCGUUUGAUGGGGUGCUUGGGGUGUUGGCGCAUGCUUUCUCUCCAGAAAACGGAAGGCUUCACCUUGAUGCUGCUGAAACAUGGAGCGUUGAUUUUGAGACGGUUAAGUCAAGAGAGGCCGUUGAUCUGGAAUCGGUGGCGACCCAUGAGAUUGGACAUAUACUUGGGUUGGCUCAUUCUUCGAUUAAGGAAGCUGUGAUGUAUCCAAGUUUAAGUCCAAGGUCUGUGAAAGUGGACCUCAAGCUUGAUGACGUGGAGGGUGUUCAGGCUCUUUAUGGGACAAACCCUAAUUUCACGUUGAGUUCUUUGUUGGAGUCUGAAAAUUCUUCUAACGGGGGGAUUGGUCUGCAAAGUAGAACAUCAAAAUGGACCAUUUCCUUGGUGGUGGUUGCUUUGUUCCUUUUUUUACGCACAUGGUGACACUUUUGUUUUCAAUUUGUCUUUUUUUUUUUU
Manihot esculenta (cassava) is the source of this 1334-nucleotide messenger RNA. Its product is annotated as metalloendoproteinase 4-MMP. Gene Ontology annotation, cellular component: extracellular matrix. Lineage: Eukaryota; Viridiplantae; Streptophyta; Magnoliopsida; Malpighiales; Euphorbiaceae. Gene Ontology annotation, biological process: collagen catabolic process; proteolysis; extracellular matrix organization. The record is from RefSeq and is a predicted model, not a curated record. Gene Ontology annotation, molecular function: zinc ion binding; metalloendopeptidase activity.